CAUCGAGUCUCGGUCCCGCGUCGAGAGGCUGAUAUGGGGAACAGGAGUGGCAGCUGGUGCGCUGUAGGUGCUCCAAAACAGACGACCCAUUCACCUCAUUGUGAAUUAUGCCUCGUUUAUGGUGAUUCAUUUUCAUUUCACUUUUCCAUCGUAUUUUCGUCUUUCUUUGCGAUAGAGCUGCGAGAUUGAAUCACCGCGGUGGCGCUCAAAGGGUUUGCCAAUUGUCGCCGUGAGACAGUGUCACCGCCUGUGCGACAUGCAAUCAUCUUCAAUUCUUUAUUUCUACAUAAUCAA
Trichoderma asperellum CBS 433.97 is the source of this 294-nucleotide messenger RNA. The record is from RefSeq and is a predicted model, not a curated record. Lineage: Eukaryota; Fungi; Ascomycota; Sordariomycetes; Hypocreales; Hypocreaceae.